AUGUUCAAAUUUAUACUGCCCGUAUUGUUGCUGAUUACCUCAUGUCUUGGCAGGCCCGAAAGCCAAAUUCGUCGAUUCCCAAACGACUUUCUCUGGGGAGUUGGUUCAUCUGCUUACCAAAUCGAGGGAGGCUGGAACGCGGAUGAUAAGGGGGAAUCGAUCUGGGACUUUCUCACCCACACACAUCCCGAGAAAAUAGCCGAUCAAUCAAACGCUGAUAUCUCGGCGGACAGCUAUCAUCAGUGGAAACGGGAUGUUCAAAUGGUGAAAAAACUGAAUGUUGGCACGUACCGAUUCUCCUUGUCCUGGCCCCGAAUAAUGCCCGGUGGAUAUAAGAAUCGCGUCAGCACGGCAGGCAUUAAAUACUACUCAAAUCUGAUCGACGAGCUGCUCCGGUACAAUAUUACACCGAUGGUGACGAUCUACCAUUGGGACCUGCCCCAAAAGCUUCAAGAGCUAGGAGGUUGGACCAAUCCGGAGAUUAUACCUCUGUUCAAGGAUUACGCUCGCUUUGUGCUGAAAACGUACGGUGAUCGGGUGAAAACCUGGACCACAAUCAACGAGCCGUGGCAUGUGUGUGAGUGUGGCCUCGGACUGGAUUACAUGGCACCGUCCUAUAAUUACCCUGGCAUUCCCUCCUAUCUGUGUGGUCACAACUUGCUGAAAGCCCACGCUGAGGUGGUGCACAUGUAUCGCGAACAAUUUCAGUCGAAACAAGGUGGACGCAUUGGCAUUACCUUGGAUACAUCCUGGAUGGAGCCCAAGGAUAUUAAUUCCACCGACGAUCGCGAGGCCUCCGAGCGAGCCAUGCAGUUCUAUUUGGGCUGGUUCGCACAUCCCAUCUUCUCCGAGCACGGCAACUAUCCCAAGGUGAUGAUCGAGAGGAUCAGGAAUCUAAGCAAAAAGCAGGGUUUUGGUGUUCGAUCCAGAUUGCCCGAAUUCACCACGGAGGAGAUUCAUCGCAUCCGAGGCACCUCCGAUUUCUUCGGUAUCAAUUCGUACACCACCAAACUGGUCACUUUGAAUGGACACAAUAAUACCGGCCAGUUUCCGGUUCCUUCGUUCAAUCAUGAUAUGGGAGUGGUGGAGACCCAGAAGGGCGUCGACUGGCCCAGUUCGGGAUCCGAUUGGCUGAAGGUCUAUCCCAAGGGAAUGUACAAUCUGUUGAUGUGGAUAAACCGGGAGUACAAUGCACCCGAGAUAUUGGUAACGGAGAAUGGCGUCAGUGAUCGUGGUGGUCUGGAGGAUUACGCUCGUGUGGAUUACUAUAACCUCUAUCUCUCAGCGGUGCUGGAUGCCAUCGAGGAUGGUGUAAAUAUCACUGGCUAUAUCGCCUGGUCUCUGAUGGACAGCUAUGAGUGGAAGGUUGGCUUCACGGAGAAGUUUGGCCUCUAUCAUGUGGACUUCAAUUCCCCGAAACGCACAAGAACCCCCAAGAUUUCGGCGCGAGUCUUUGCCCAGAUCUGUAAGACAAACACCAUCGAUUUGAGAUACAGACCCAAGCUCAAUGAAGAACAGCAACAGGUGGCCCAGGCCCAGUUGCUUGCCGAGAAUCAAGUAGCUAGAACAAGUGGAGCUAGUCAGUUGAAGUCCGACGGGUCUUCUUCUCCUGGCUCUCUUUAG
Molecule: messenger RNA, 1623 nt
Organism: Drosophila takahashii
Lineage: Eukaryota; Metazoa; Arthropoda; Insecta; Diptera; Drosophilidae
Product: myrosinase 1-like
Biological process (GO): carbohydrate metabolic process
Molecular function (GO): beta-glucosidase activity
Source: RefSeq, a predicted model, not a curated record